AACAGGAUAGGAUUUCAACAUUGUCAUCCAAAAGCUUAGGACUUGGACAAUGUGUGUGUUUGUGUGUGUGCUAUGAAAAAAAACUUAACUUGCUAAUUUUUAAAAUCAAAUUGUAUCCCAGACAGCUAUGGUUUGUUGUUUUAACCAAUUGGUACUUUUUCCCCUCUGAUAAGCUUAUGAAAAAAUAUGUGAUUCUGUUUCUAUGAAAGCAGUUGCAAACCUUUAACAGAUUUUAAUACAUCAAGAUUUCAAAUCACUAUAUAUAUAUAUUUUAAAAAAGAUUCUCUUCAACAGGUUUCUGAUGCGUGGCCAUAUUUUUGGCAGAUACACCACUGAGCAAGCAAACAAGCAUUGUGGAAUCUGUAGAAGAAAGUGGGGGCUAAGGGGAGGGUUUCAUUCAGACGUGAAGGCAGCUUCACAAAGUGUGCGGAGAAACCUGGGCUCAGUUCAGGUAGGUGUGAAAGAUUUUCACUGUCGCUGGACUGGAGGUGGGGAGAGGCUGAGGGGGUGGGCAGAGCACAGGCGCGAAGGCUCUAUCUAUCCUGGAGUGCCCACCCACGGUGAGUGCCAGGUGACAGGCAGAGCCCCUAUAUAUGCUGCCGUGGCACAUCCAUCCACACACAAUCCUCGCGGCUGCUUUUUAAGACUAAAGUUUGUUCCCAGUUUGGCGGCUAGAGGGAGCCAUGGAUGAUGCGCUCGAACCAAACAGCCAAGCUCUGGGAGCCAACUUGUCCAGCCCUCAGCAUCCCGCCUGGAACUUGAAUCUUUCUUUCCCCUCUCGCUGGGCUUUGGCCGGACAGUCUGCGCAGACCAUCGGGGCGGGCACGAUCAUGCUGCUGGCGCUGGUGGGUAACUGCUUGUUGUUGUACCGACUCCGUUGCGGAGGAUGCUGCUGCGGAGGUCGGUUCAGGAGGCGGCGGAAGAUGGAUUUCCUCCUGGCGCACUUGGCUAUAGCCGAUCUCUACGGAUGCGGACUAGCGUUGCUCUCUCAGCUGCCUCCAGCAGAGGACGAUCACGUUGCAGAGCCGGGAGACUCGGGAUGGCUGGCCGGAGACACCACCUGCCGUUUGCUCCGCUUCCUGCAAGGCUCGGGAUUGCUAGCGCCGUCGCACAUGCUGAUUCUUAUUGCGCUCGAGCGACAGCGCUUGGCGAAGGGGCCUCCGCCCCCUCAGGAAUCGCUGCCGCCUUUCGUGCUCGCCCGGAGCGCCCUGGUCGCUCUGGGCUGGCUCUUGGCUUUGCUGCUCGCCCUGCCUCAACUCUUCGUUUACAGGCUGGCCCCGUCGCAGCCCGGAGGCCGCUGCCUCAGCAUCUUCCCUCAGCUGCCCCGAUGGCACGGACAGGUCUACGCAGUGUACGAAGCCAUUACGGGCUUCGUAGCUCCCGCCUGCCUCUUGGGCAGGACCUGCAGCCGCAUCCUCGCCAUUCUCAGCGCUUCUGGAGCCGAGGAAGAGGAGCCGUCGCAAGAGGGGCCCGGCGGCAGCGCCGGACCCAGUCGCGUUGAGCUGCCUGGUGUCGCCGGUCCCGCUCCGCCACUUCUUCUGAGGCUUCUGCCGAUCUCCAAGUGCGCUUCCCGGUCGCCGUCUGCGCCGCAAAGCCUGCCCCGCGCACGAAUCAGGGCACUGCAGCUGACUUUGGCGCUCGCCGCGCUGUUUGCGCUCUGCGGUUUCCCGCGUUUUAUUUUGGAGCUGGGCUUAGCUUUUGCCUUUCCCGAGGGCGCCACCCAAGAAGCCCGGACGACCCUGAACAACAUGAUGGCAGCCACCAACAGCGCCAUUAAUCCCUACGUUUGCCUCUUAUUUCAUAGCUACCAGCCCUGGGCGCGGCGGCUCCAACGUAGCCUCUGCAGGUGCCCCGAUGGACAACCCAGACGGCAAGCUCGCCACCGGCAGCGACUGUCACCAAGGGCGGCCGCGGAUCGUGCUGAACUUUGGCUCUGCCCCUGUCAGACUAAGACGCCUGCCAUCGCAACAGCCAUCCAGCUAGAGAAGGAGGAGAGCCGGGCUAUUUGCGAGAGCAGAUUCUAACUUGGAGGGUCGAAUUUGAAGGAGGCUUCAUUUGCUGUUACCAUCCACGAAGAGCAGAAGGUUGAAGAAAGGAGAAAGGACCUUUUGACACUUAGGAUGGCCUUAACUCUGUUUGGGCCUUUGAUACCAUGUGCUCCACUGACCUAAGAGUAAAAUAAAAGA
This is a messenger RNA of Crotalus tigris (Tiger rattlesnake), 2186 nucleotides long. Its product is annotated as probable G-protein coupled receptor 150. NCBI's taxonomy places the organism in Eukaryota, Metazoa, Chordata, Lepidosauria, Squamata, Viperidae. The transcript has a single exon. Gene Ontology annotation, molecular function: G protein-coupled receptor activity; peptide binding. Gene Ontology annotation, cellular component: membrane. The record is from RefSeq and is a predicted model, not a curated record. Gene Ontology annotation, biological process: G protein-coupled receptor signaling pathway. The coding region runs from base 684 to 2024 and encodes 446 amino acids.